Chara braunii is the source of this 2621-nucleotide messenger RNA. The record is from the annotation of a GenBank genome assembly. Lineage: Eukaryota; Viridiplantae; Streptophyta; Charophyceae; Charales; Characeae.
CGUUGGUGGUUAGCAGGGGGGGGGAGGAGGGGAAGCGGAAGUUUCUGGAGACAUCAAGGAGGGGUGGUAAGAAGGAACUGCGUGCCGUUUCCACAGAGAGCCAUGGUGGCCCAAGAUAAGGCGGGAGAAGAUGAAACUGCGACAGCUGAGCUGGCUGAUCCCGCGGCUGCUUCAAAAGACAGCCCUGAGAAGGAUGACAAGAACCUUGCUAUGUGGAAGCUCUUGCGUGGGCCAAGGUACUUUGAUCCUCAAGAUUUUAUGGAGGCGAGGUGCUACAACUGCGGAGAACGCGGCCAUUCGUCGAAGGAGUGCACGGAACAGAAGAGGAUCAGGCCGUGCUAUGUGUGCAGCUCGCUCGAGCAUGAAGCACGAGAUUGCCCUCUGGGGAAAGUGUGUUUCGUGUGCCAGCAGAAAGGGCAUGUAGCAAGAGAAUGCCCGAACAAACAGGCGGUUGCUGCCGCCUCUAGAGCGGCGAUUGUGAAGGGCGGGAAUCCUGACGAGCUGUGCCUGAAAUGCGGAUACAGGGGCCACAGUCGGCAGACAUGUGACGUUGAUUAUGACCCAGAAGAUAUGAAGGUUGUGCGCUGUUACAUAUGCAAAAAGGAAGGGCACUUAGCUUGUGUCAUUGUGAGGAAUGAUAAUCCGCCGGCGAUGACUUGUUGCAAGUGUGGAGAGAGCGGCCACUCUGGGGAGGGGUGCAACAAAUUGUCGGGAAAGCAAAAAGCGUCUUACGCCGCGACCAGUCCUCAGCUCUGUUAUAUUUGUGGAGAAGACGGCCAUUUUGCACGAGGCUGUGCGAAAGCCAACCUUUGCCGCUACUGUAACAAGGAAGGCCAUAUCGCUCGCGACUGCUGGAGGUUUCGGAGGGAGGACCCGAGGGAAGGUGCGGCUGGCCAGGGUGGUGGAGAUGGUGGAAGAGACUUGAGGGAUCGUCUGUCGGGUGGGCGCAGAGGCGAGUCUCCCAGGAGGAAUAGUACAGACAGAGGAGGGCGCGAUGGGCUGCGCGAAGGCGAGUCUCCCAGGAGGAAUAGUACAGACAGAGGAGGGCGCGAUGGGCUGCUACCUGAACGUACACCCAGGAGGAAUAGUACUGACAGUGGAGUUGCUGAGCGAGCGGCAAACGGGGGACGGAACGAUCCUUCGCCGAGCGAACACCAGAGGGCAGCGAACAGGGGACUCCCCUCCCAUUUGCUUGACAGGAUGGAGGACGGUUUAUUCAUGGGUUACGCAGGCGAGGGUCGCGGAUGGGACUCGAUCAAUGGUGACAUGAGCAGAAUGGAAGCAGGCGGUACGGCCAAUGGAGGAAGCGAGUUUUCAAGUGAGUUUUCGCGGAAACGGAAGGCAGAAAUCGAAUCUACCCAUCAAGCGGCCAGAAGAUCUUUCAUGGGCGGGGAUGCGGGCGGCGGCGGGUGGGGACCUCCUGGAGGGUUUUCGCCGCCAGGGGCGAUGAACUUUGGAGGCCAUGUUAAUGGGGUAUGGGGUCGAAUGGGUAGUCCGCCCAUGGGAAACAACCCUCCACUGUUCAUGAACCCAAUGGGAGGGGUGAAUCCCAAUCGUCAAUUUAUGCGAGCAGUCGAGGGUGCCGGAAUGCAGUUUCUAGGCCAACCGGCGGCGCAAUGGCAAUGGCAGGAACCCUUGCCGCCAGGCACGACAGCAGGAGUGAGCAAUCGACAACCCACUGCGGGGUCUGUGGCCAAGCAAGCGUACGACCCAACGUUGUAUGCUCACCUGCCUUCGAAUGAGAUUUCUCUGUCGCCGUCGGAUGACGAGGGGGAAGAUGUUAAGUCGUCAACUGUGCCGUUGAGAAGUGCUUCUACGCAGGAUUGGGCGGCGACACAGUCGUAUGGUGGCAGGCGGGCGGAGACCCCGUGGUCUUACACGUCAUUGCUGAACGAGGGGUUGUGCGACGACGAUAGCAAUGCAUCGGUCAAUCUGAGCUUCCAGAUGUCGAGCAACAGCGAAAAAGUGGCGACAUAUACUCGUAUCAUCAAUCCCCGCCCAGAUGGGGAUUGCGCAGAGCAGACGAUAGUUGAUCUGGGACUCCGCGUGGACGGCAACGACAGGAGGACGCGUCUACGGCAGGCGCACGUAGAAUGCCACGGCAGGCAACUGUGGGAAGAGUGCAGGCAGACCUUGCGUCAAGCUGGAACGGACACAAUAACGAGAGGGGUGCAAGGGCUCCACGUUGAUGAAGGCGAAGAUGCGGCUGUUCAGGAGCCCCUCAACUGCGACAACGUUGACGGUGAGGAGGAUUGCAACUCCGACGAUUUGCCUGAGAUUCGGCCCCUUGGGAGGAAGGUGAGGAGCGGCGGUGCGAGUGUGAAAAAGGGUUUCAUUCCGAGAAAUCAGCGGAAUAAGAAAAUGGACGAUGACACCGGCGGCCCAGCGGGAGCGAUGACGAAGGCGCUUGAAAUUUCUGGUCGGUCGGAGACACGAUUGCACUCGUGAGGGCAAAAAGGGAUCAAGAUCUGUAUUUCGGAGGCAUGGGGCACAAUUUCGUCCGCAUGAAGGCCAGGGAAUGUAAGUGGGAGGACGUGCGAUCGAGGUUGCAGAAGAUAGGCGUCACGAGGAAGGCAAUCGACUGCGGGAAGAAAUGGGACAACUAAUGCAGCAAUUCAAGA